AUGAUGAUCUCUCAAGCAGGUACAGCCGCAGACGCGCGGGAGAUGUUCAGGAAGCAGUUUGCAUUAAUGUCAUUACGUUGUGUCGUGUUGCAGGUUGAGAAGAUCAACCCUCCCAUUUGCCCCGCCGGCGGUGCUGGCCCACCGUCCACACGAGCAGCCCCCGACCCCGUCCCCGAGAUUUUUGCCGGGUCCACCGAUUCUACAGGGUUCACGGAGAGCACGCCGAUAAUAUGUAGAAUGAUGCAGGUACUUCGAACUGCGUCAAAUGGUGGUCAGAUGGCCUUGUCGUAUCGGAAUGUUCUUGUGACAAACCAGUAUAUCAACGAGAGCUCGGCACCAUCGGCAGUCACGGCAAGCACAAGCCUGUUGCCAUUUCGACAAAGCUCUUCUCCAACUCUCAGCGGGAUCAUGAAUUAUUACACACCCCCGGCCCCGUCUUCCAGGGUCCGGAAUUCUCAUCGCGACGGAGGCUACUCCCGGAGCCGGGCUGGGCUGGCCCGUCAGACUGCCACAACCGCCUCCAACUUCUCUAGCGAUGUUAAUGGUAGUACAACAUGCUCUAUUCAGCAGUCAUUCAAGCGGACAUCUCGAUGGUCACCGCGGUGCAGCCUCCACUACAUAUCUACCGGUCCGGCUUUCGACCGCGAGAAGUACGGAAAGCCGGCCUACCUGAGUGCCUAG
Molecule: messenger RNA, 681 nt
Organism: Colletotrichum lupini
Lineage: Eukaryota; Fungi; Ascomycota; Sordariomycetes; Glomerellales; Glomerellaceae
Exons: 6
Coding region: 1-681 (226 amino acids)
Source: RefSeq, a predicted model, not a curated record